Ceratina calcarata is the source of this 684-nucleotide messenger RNA. RefSeq names its product cytochrome c oxidase assembly protein COX19. The transcript has a single exon. Gene Ontology annotation, cellular component: mitochondrial intermembrane space. Gene Ontology annotation, biological process: mitochondrial respiratory chain complex IV assembly. The coding region runs from base 152 to 406 and encodes 84 amino acids. Lineage: Eukaryota; Metazoa; Arthropoda; Insecta; Hymenoptera; Apidae. The record is from RefSeq and is a predicted model, not a curated record.
CCAUAAUGGCGAACGCAGUGCAGGUGUAACGUGUGCGUGCUUAAAAAACGAGCAGUUCGCUUCACGAAUUCGAUAGACGAACGUCAUUGAGAACUUUUUCUGAAGCAUCCCGUCUGUUAAAUCGUCUGUAUGAGCGUAACCAGCGUUAGUGAUGAGCUCAUACUCGUUUUCGCAGAAGGUAUUCACACCGAUACCACCCGAGAAGGGCAGCUUUCCACUCGACCAUGAAGGUGCCUGCAAAAUGCUGAUGGUCAAGUAUAUGCGCUGCCUAUUCGAGAAUAAAAAUGAGGGCACGAUGUGUCGAGAAAUCGCGAAGGACUACCUUGCCUGUCGGAUGGACAACGAUUUGAUGGCGCGCGAGGACUGGGCCAAUCUUGGUUUCGCCGAGGAGGUCAAGGAGACAUAACAGCACCGAUUUAUUGCUAAUCGAUUAUCGCGACGUUCGUAGAUCUUAUCUCGUACGCGGCUGGUAUUACAUUUACGAACUUACAUACUUGCUGGGUCAUCCUUGCUUCCGUUUCGGGGAAUUAAAUAAAAUAGUUUACGGGUCACUGAAAGUGUAUGUACAAAUUUGAAAACGACAUAUAACGUAUAUAUUAAUGUGUUCUGCGAAUUAAAUAAAUGAAUGUAUAUUUAUAUGUGCGCAUUUCUCGAGAUAACGAAUAAAUAGUGAAUACUCGUUGA